Messenger RNA from Rana temporaria (common frog), 1192 nucleotides. RefSeq names its product olfactory receptor 226-like. The record is from RefSeq and is a predicted model, not a curated record. NCBI's taxonomy places the organism in Eukaryota, Metazoa, Chordata, Amphibia, Anura, Ranidae. The transcript has a single exon. Gene Ontology annotation, molecular function: olfactory receptor activity; G protein-coupled receptor activity. The coding region runs from base 115 to 1044 and encodes 309 amino acids. Gene Ontology annotation, biological process: G protein-coupled receptor signaling pathway. Gene Ontology annotation, cellular component: membrane.
AUACUUUUGACCAUAUAGUGUAGACCUGCUCAUAGUUUAUCUCUUGUUGUCUGUCUAUAUCAUCUCUACAGAACUUCUCCAAUCGCCCCUACAGAUAAAGAUCCCGUCUACUCAAUGGCCAACCAAACCACUCAUUUUGAAUUUGAACUCACAGGUUUCCCAGGAGUCCCUCAGAACUUCCACAUGUUGGCGUCUUUCAUUUUAUUCAUUAUGUACAUCAUAAUGUUUAUCACCAAUGGUGCAGUUUUCGUUCUGAUUAUCUUAAAGGAGAAGCUACACAAGCCCAUGUACGCGUUAAUCGCCAAUUUAGCAUUUUCCGACUUUCUCUUCGACGCGGCGACCUUGCCUAAAAUGAUUUGCAAAUAUUGGUUCGACGGUGGGAAAAUAUCCGUCCUCGCAUGCUUUGUGCAAAUGCAUCUGGUCCAUUGGCUGGCUGGAAUGGACUGUUUGAUCCUCAUGUUGAUGGCCUUUGACCGCUACAUUGCUAUCUGCAACCCGCUGAGGUAUUCCUCUACAAUUACCAUCAAAUUGAUCGUCUUCAGCUGCGGUUCUAUGUGGUUCACCUGGGCUGCGAUUCAGUUAGACAUCAUAUUAAUCGCCACACACCCAUUCUGUGGUCCCAACAAGGUCCUCAGCUUCUUCUGCAACGCCUCCACUGUCAUGCGUUUGGUUUGUGAUGACGUCAAUUCAACUCGAGAAAUUCUUCUGAUUGUUGGCUUGGUGGUACUUUUCGGGACUCUAGCCCUCAUCAUGUUAUCCUAUAUGGCCAUCCUCUAUUCUGUUCUCUCGCUGAGCCAUUCGGACGGUUGGUGGAAGGCGUUUUAUACGUGUGUGACGCACCUGAUUGUUAUCAUUCUGUUUUAUGUCCCGCGGGUGUUUGUCUACAUAGCCAAUUAUGUAAAGCUGGUCCUCACUCCCGACCUGGGGGUCUUCCUCAUUGUCCUACAAUCCUAUCUGCCCCAUCUAGCCAACCCUUUCAUAUAUUGUCUGAGGACCGAGGAGAUCAAGAACAUUAUUUCCAGUACUUUAAAAAUAAAAUGUUAACUUGAAAGUAUAAUUGACGGUUUUGUUAUUUGUAAUUAUUCUGGUGUAGAAGGUUUUCGCGUUUAAGUGAUUGGCUUUAUUGGUCUGCAAUCUAUCCAAAACGGAACUUAUAAUUUUCCGUGCCCCACGUGCCUCUUCCCCUGAUCUC